AUGGCGAGCAAGCUGGGCCGUCUGUUCUCAUCCAUAUCCACUCUCUCCGCUCCCAAACUGAGCUUAUCCAACAGUAAAUCCUACCCGUUGGUGUCCGAUUCGGCGAGUCGACUCAUCUGCUCAGCUACUCAGCAGCCGCAACCACUUAACGAAAACACCAAUAAGCAACAAGCAGAUGAGACCACCAAAAAUCAUAUCCAGAAGGAAAGCGAAGACGAUCAUCAAGAAGAGGAAGAAGACGAAGAUGAUGACGAUUUUGUGAACAAAGCUACCGGUGAAGUCGGUGGGCCUCGCGGGCCCGAGCCCACCCGAUUCGGCGAUUGGGAGCGAAAUGGUCGGUGCUCUGAUUUCUAA
Juglans microcarpa x Juglans regia is the source of this 354-nucleotide messenger RNA. Its product is annotated as succinate dehydrogenase assembly factor 4, mitochondrial. Gene Ontology annotation, cellular component: mitochondrion. NCBI's taxonomy places the organism in Eukaryota, Viridiplantae, Streptophyta, Magnoliopsida, Fagales, Juglandaceae. The transcript has a single exon. The coding region runs from base 1 to 354 and encodes 117 amino acids. Gene Ontology annotation, biological process: mitochondrial respiratory chain complex II assembly. The record is from RefSeq and is a predicted model, not a curated record.